GUCGGUGGCUACGAGCUUGCUCCUGGCAAUCAGAAAUACGUGUGUGAGAUUCCUGGAUGUUCGCUGCCAAUGAAACAGCUCCGAAAAGCGGCCGGGUGGAGCAGGAUGUUCUCCAGGAUAUCCAGGCGGGACGGAGCUCAACUCGAUGGUUCGGCGCGGGCGGCGGGGCGCUCUGGGCGGCCGCGCCGCACUCUAUGGUGCGAUGGGAGGAGCGGCGGGGCACGGCGGGCGGCUCCGGCCCGGCGGUCCUGGAGCCUUCGGCGAGCACCAUGUCGCCUCCGAAAGAAAAUGUCAGCUUACUGUUCAAGCUGUACUGCCUCAUGGUGAUGACCCUGGUUGCUGCCACGUACACGGUGGCACUGCGGUACACCAGGACAGUGGAGACAGAACUCUACUUUUCAACGACGGCUGUGUGUGUCACUGAAGUUAUCAAGUUGUUCCUGAGUGUGGGCAUCCUGGCUAAAGAAACCGGAAGUCUCACAAGGUUAAUAACAUCUUUAAAAGAAAAUGUAUUUGGAAGUCCUAAAGAAUUGUUAAAAUUAAGUGUUCCAUCUGUGGUGUACGCUCUCCAAAAUAACAUGGCCUUCGUGGCUCUUAGCAACUUGGAUGCUGCAGUCUACCAGGUGACAUACCAGUUGAAGAUCCCUUGUACAGCUUUAUGUACAGUCCUGAUGCUGAACCGUACCCUUAGUAAGUUGCAGUGGUUCUCUGUCUUCAUGCUAUGUGGUGGUGUUACCCUUGUUCAGUGGGAGCCUGCUCAGGCUACAAAAGUACAGGUGGAGCAGAACCCAUGGCUAGGAUUUGGAGCGAUUGCUGUGGCAGUGCUGUGUUCAGGAUUUGCAGGAGUUUAUUUUGAAAAGGUGUUAAAGAGUUCAGAUACUUCCUUGUGGGUGAGGAACAUUCAGCUGUACUUAUCUGGGAUUGUGGUGAAUUUAUUUGUUGUGUACAUGUCAGAUGGAGCCAAAGUUCUUGAGAAAGGGUUUUUCUAUGGCUACACAUACUACGUCUGGUUUGUUGUCUUUCUGGCCAGCGUGGGUGGCAUCUACACCUCGGUGGUUGUUAAGUACACAGAUAACAUCAUGAAAGGCUUUUCUGCAGCGGCAGCCAUUGUUCUCUCUACAGUGGCAUCGUACACCCUCUUUGGCCUCCAGAUAACUGUUACCUUCUCCCUGGGUGCUUUCCUGGUGUGUAUUUCUAUUUACCUCUAUGGAUUACCUCGACAAGACACCACAAAAAUCCAGCCCUCAGAGACUAAAAGCUCAAAAGAGAGACUUGCUACUGUGUGAUGUUGUCCAUAAAAAUGGACAGAUGGACAAGAGAAAAAACAAACCUUAAAAAAAACUGCAUUUUUUUUCCCAAAAUUAGCCUUAAGCUAGUCAUGAAAUGGUUUAAGUGGGAUAGACUAAGAGCAGAAGUUAGUUCUGUCUUACCUGUGUUGUUUCCAGCGGCUGACACUGAGGCUACACUGCAGCUGAGGAGCUGGCUGGGUAUUUUAUGGAAGGUAUUCUUCAUUCACAUCAUCAAUGAAGAGUCUCAUUUACAAGGAAAACCCAAUGAAGGAACUGAUCACUCAAUUGUAUAUAAUGUAUAUAACAGAGAGAAAUCGGUUCUUUGUGUAUUUGAUAAACUGUCUUGCUCUUUGAGGGCAGAAAUGCCUGAAAGCUUCAUAAAAAAAAACUAUUAAAAAAGCAACUACU
Poecile atricapillus (Black-capped chickadee) is the source of this 1697-nucleotide messenger RNA. RefSeq names its product solute carrier family 35 member A1 (gene SLC35A1). Gene Ontology annotation, cellular component: Golgi membrane. The transcript is spliced from 8 exons. The record is from RefSeq and is a predicted model, not a curated record. Gene Ontology annotation, molecular function: pyrimidine nucleotide-sugar transmembrane transporter activity. Gene Ontology annotation, biological process: pyrimidine nucleotide-sugar transmembrane transport. Lineage: Eukaryota; Metazoa; Chordata; Aves; Passeriformes; Paridae. Bases 57 to 1286 code for a protein of 409 amino acids.